AAAUGGCUUGCAAAGUGUUUGGAUUGUUUUUCUUCAUCGCUGUAGCUACUUCAGGUACCAGCGCUUUAACCCAAAUCUUCCUCGAAGAUGAACACAUCACGUUCCUGACCAAUGACCUCAUCGGAAAAACUCUGACCAUCCCAAAAUUCACCUUCGACAACCUUCAGUCAUGCCACGUCGUGCUUCCCAACGGAGCGAUGGUGGAAGCAUACCCUAACAAUGAACUCAACGACCCUCAUAUCACUUUCUUGGAAGCUGUGCAACCAUUCGUGAGCUGUGGGAUUGGAUUCUUAGGAGCACCGACUACCUACUCUGGGACCUAUGAGCUUUACUCCGUUGUGGAUGACUGGACCGGUUUGGGCCUCAGUUUGACCAGGAAGAAGUUUCACCUCACUUUGACGGAGGGUGACUCUUGGCUUAUUCCAAGUGCAAAUGAACAAUAAACGGUAAUCGUGUUCUGA
Messenger RNA from Cydia splendana, 461 nucleotides. RefSeq lists its product as uncharacterized. The transcript has 2 exons. Bases 3 to 443 code for a protein of 146 amino acids. Lineage: Eukaryota; Metazoa; Arthropoda; Insecta; Lepidoptera; Tortricidae. The record is from RefSeq and is a predicted model, not a curated record.